CAUACAUCAACGUGAGAAAAUAAACUGGUCAAAGGGCAAGCUAAGUUCAUCAUAAACUACACUAAGAUAUCCUGAAUACUAUCUAAUGCGAGGUUUUCUGCCACCCCAGCAUAGCCGAUAGACCAGAAACAGAGCUUGGAAGAGACAUGUGAGCCUUUAGCAAUCGGCUUGACGGUAUCGAAUUGUCUGAUCUGGUUGACAAGUGUCCCAUCGACACACCUUGGCCAAGCCACAUGAUGGCUUUCUUUUCGUCAUGGCCUGGCUGCAUGUAGAUCUCCUCAUCUUGUUGGCCACGGGAGAAAGAAUCAUACAUGGGCCCGUUAAUGCUUCCUACAAGUGUUCUCAAUAGCCACCCUCGGCGAGUUUCAAGCUUGACUGGGCACAAGCUUGUAAUCCUGAGAUCGAAUAUCGAUUUCCAUGGCAGGGAUCUUGGGUGCCAGAUCUUCUACCACUUAAACACGGUUCGUGAGGUCAUUGAGCUUCUUGUUAAGGGAAUUAAGCUUGUCGUAAAGGGGCUGCAGCUUCCUAUCAAGGAGUCUCUCAAGAUCAUCUACCGAAUUGUGAAGAAUAAUGCCUGGCAUGGCUGCUCUUUGUAUACACCGCCAGUCGCUACUACUGACUGAAUGGCUCAGUGAGGCGUCC
Molecule: messenger RNA, 642 nt
Organism: Fusarium redolens
Lineage: Eukaryota; Fungi; Ascomycota; Sordariomycetes; Hypocreales; Nectriaceae
Exons: 2
Source: RefSeq, a predicted model, not a curated record